AUGGACAGCUAAUUGGACUUUGGGAGGAAAACCUCAUCAGGAGAUGGCCUCAUCAAAAGAUCUCACCUGUGCUGUGUGCUGUGAUGUCUACAAGGAUCCUGUCAUGCUGACCUGCUCUCACAGUGCAUGUAAGGCCUGUCUGCAGCAGUUAUGGGAGAAGAAGGGAUCCAGAGAAUGUCCAGUCUGCAGGAAAAAAGUUUCUAUAGAGCCACCCCCUAACCUCACUUUGAAAAAUGUGUAUGAGACACGCAUACAGGAGAAAGACCAAAGGGCUUCAACAAGAACAGAGGUGCUCUGUAGUCUGCACAGCGAGAAAAUCAAUCUCUUCUGUCUGGAGGAUAAACAGCCCGUGUGUCUGGUGUGCAGAGACUCUAAGACUCACAGAGGACACACCUUCAGUCCCAUCAAUGAAGUGGCAGCUGACAUGAAGGAGAAAUUCAAGAUCGUACUGGACCCCCUGAGGAAGAAGCUGAAGAUGUUUGAAGAAGUGAAACUCAUCUGUGACCAAACAGCUGCUCACAUUAUGACACAGGGCGAUAGAACAGAGAAGCAGAUCAAGCAGGAGUUUGAGAAGCUUCACCAGUUUCUACGAGAUGAAGAGGCAGCCAGGAUAGCUGCAUUGAGGGAGGAAGAGGAGCAGAAGAGUCAGAUGAUGAGGGAGAAGAUUGAGAAGAUGAGCAGAGAGAUCUCAUCUCUUUCAGACACAAUCCGACCCAUAGAGGAGGAGAUGGAAGCUGAUGAUGUCACAUUCCUUCAGGGCUAUAAGAAAACAUUGAAAAGAGCCCAGUGCACACUGCAGGAUCCAGAGAGGCUUUCAGAAGGAGCUCUGAUCAAUGUGGCAAAGCACCUGGGCAACCUGAAGUUCAGAGUCUGGGAGAAGAUGCAGGAGAUUGUUCAUUACACUCCUGUCACUCUGGAUCCCAACACUGCACAGCCCCUGCUCCUCCUGUCUGAGGACCUGACCAGUGUGAUAUGUGGUGUGGAGAGACAUCAGCUUCCUGAUAACCCAGAGAGAUUUAGUUAUAUUGCCAGUGUGCUGGGCUCUGAGGGCUUUAACUCAGGGACACACAGCUGGGACGUAGAUGUCGGGGAGAACACACGGUGGAACGUGGGUGUGAUGACCGAGUCUCUCCAGAGGAAGGGAGACCCCACCUCCAGGAGUGGACUGUGGUUUUUCUGUUAUGAGCCUGGAAAAUGUUCAGCUUUUACCACACCACUGCCUUUCACUCUUGUUAGAGUGAAGCAGAAACUCCAGAAAUUCUGUGAGUGUGUCAAUUUGUUUUGGGAUGGCAUUAAAUAG
Engraulis encrasicolus (European anchovy) is the source of this 1300-nucleotide messenger RNA. RefSeq names its product E3 ubiquitin-protein ligase TRIM35-like. The record is from RefSeq and is a predicted model, not a curated record. Gene Ontology annotation, cellular component: cytoplasm. Gene Ontology annotation, biological process: protein ubiquitination. The transcript has 7 exons. The coding region runs from base 44 to 1300 and encodes 418 amino acids. Gene Ontology annotation, molecular function: zinc ion binding; ubiquitin protein ligase activity. Lineage: Eukaryota; Metazoa; Chordata; Actinopteri; Clupeiformes; Engraulidae.